Messenger RNA from Laccaria bicolor S238N-H82, 573 nucleotides. RefSeq lists its product as uncharacterized. Bases 1 to 573 code for a protein of 190 amino acids. Lineage: Eukaryota; Fungi; Basidiomycota; Agaricomycetes; Agaricales; Hydnangiaceae. The transcript has a single exon. The record is from RefSeq and is a predicted model, not a curated record.
AUGUCGGAUGUUGCUGGCAAGGGGACAUUCAAGCCAGAUGAGAAGCACCACCAGCGUGGGGAUUUUCCAGUUCUAAAUCUUGGUGUCACCUUUGGACCUGGCAGCCAAACCCCUGCCAACUUGAAUGCUGGUAGCCACGAUUGUGCUGCUGCAGAGCUCCUCCAGAAUCCGCAUGUCAUCUGCAUGGCAACAUUUGCAAGUGGUGAGCGAGGUCUCAUAGUGCUGCUCUCAAAAUCAGUAACAACAUGCAUUCUGACAGCAUCCUUUGCUCUUUGGUUUCCUCGCACAUACCGCUGGUGCAAGAGCUGCCUCGACAGACUCUGGGAGAGAUCAGCCCAUCUGUGUCGGAAUUUCAAGAAAAGUAUCUUCAUGGCCCCAGGCUCAUUGAUCUUAAUACCCUCAGCCAUUAUCCACUCCAACCUGCCCGUGAGAGAAGGUGAAUUCUGUGCAUCAUCUACUCGAUUUUGUGCUGGAAACCUCUUUCAGUACAUUGACAAUGGAUUCUGGACUGAGAAGCAGUUUGCGAAGGAGGACCCAUUUGGAUUUCAACAGAUGUGCACUGAAAGCAACUAG